UAGUGUGGCGCUCUGUGAGUGGAGGAGCGCUCCGUGCUGGUGAGCCACGAGGGCGGAAGCCGGGAAGUUUGCAGUAACACAGACACACAGCAGCACGCGUGGAUCCCCAGGAUCAUUCGGGGUGCUUGAACCCGGUUCAAUGCGAGCGGAGACACCGCUGCAGCCUGGCUGUCGCCGGGAUUUCCUGUGUGUGCUGACAGAGACAACCCAACCAGCUUCGCGUCCCGGGUCUGGGCAGUGAUGGAGUCCGUGUUGCUGCGCUGUCCCGUCACAGCGCUUGAGUUCCUGGGAGAGGACUGCCUGCUCUCCGGGGAGGGCCCUGUCCUCACUGUGUACAGCCUGGGUCCCCACAGGGAGAGCGCAUCACGGAGCGUGCUCAGAAACUACCGUAUCCACGGCAUCCGCCCGUCACCGUGGCGACAGGAGGGAGGGGGCGGGGCCGUUCUGGCUGUGUUUGGAGGGAAGGCGGUGCGAGUGAUGGAGCUGAGGGAGGGCCCCUCCAUUGCAGACCUGUCCCCGCUCUCAGAGCUCCAGGACUGGGUCUGGGAUGUGUGCUGGCUGCAGGACGGGGAAGGGUCUGGUUCUGGGAUGCUGGCGGUGGCUCUGGCCCACAACGCGGUGGUUCUGUUGGACCCGGUGUCGGGCCGGGCCCUGCGGGAGGUGCACUGCGAGGAGACGUGCAUCCUGUACUCUGCGCUGCUCGUGGGACGCAGCUGGGCCCGGCUGGCGCUGGUCUCGGGCACCGUGUUCAACCAGCUGGUUCUGUGGAGGCCAGGAAACUGGGGGCCCAGGAACGAGGAGGGCCAGGCCAGGGCAGAGUGCAGGGUGGCUGGGCACCAGGGCGUGAUCUUCGGGCUGGCGUACCAGCCGCACAGGGGGCUGCUGGCCUCGGCCUCUGACGACCGCAGUGUGCGCCUGUGGGAAGUGGGGGACCUGUCUGAGGAGGGGGGAGUGUGGGGAUCAGGGGGGGCGGGGGGGCCAUGCUGCCUGCAGAUUCUCUACGGUCACCAGGCGCGCGUCUGGGCUGUGCGUCUGCUCUCCGAUUGGCUGCUGAGUGUGGGCGAGGACUCUGCCUGCCUGCUCUGGGGCUGUCGCCGCGGAAACGUGCUGCGCAGGUUCAAGGGUCACCGGGGGAGGGGGGUCAGGGCGCUGGCGGCAAUCGAGAGGGAGGGGGGAGGGGCCUGGGUGGCUACAGGGGGGGCUGACAGCGGGAUCAGACUGUGGAGGAUCGGGGGGGAGAGGGCUGAGGGAGAGGUGGAGAUUGACGAGGGAGAGGGGAUGGUGAGGGCUGAAGGAGAGGUGGAGAUUGACGAGGGAGAGGGGAUGGUGAGGGCUGAAGGAGAGGUGGAGAUUGACGAGGGAGAGGGGGUGGUGAAGGCUGAGGGAGAGGUGGAGAUUGACGAGGGAGAGGGGGUGGUGAGGGCUGAGGGAGAGGUGGAGAUUGACGAGGGAGAGGGGAUGGUGAGGGCUGAGGGAGAGGUGGAGAUUGACGAGGGAGAGGGGGUGGUGAAGGCUGAGGGAGAGGUGGAGAUUGACGAGGGAGAGGGGGUGGUGGAGAUUGACGAGGGAGAGGGGGUGGUGAGGGCUGAGGGAGAGGUGAUGGUGAGGGCUGAGGGAGAGGUGGAGAUUGACGAGGGAGAGGGGGUGGUGAAGGCUGAGGGAGAGGUGGAGAUUGACGAGGGAGAGGGGGUGGUGAGGGCUGAGGGAGAGGUGGAGAUUGACGAGGGAGAGGGGAUGGUGAGGGCUGAGGGAGAGGUGGAGAUUGACGAGGGAGAGGGGGUGGUGAGGGCUGAGGGAGAGGUGGAGAUUGACGAGGGAGAGGAGACGGAGGGAGAGAGCAGUCCAGGGGGCAGGCGUCUCUCUCAGCUCCUCUUCAGUGGUCAGGGCACCCCCAAAGUGAUUCGCCUGGUGGACUCUGGGGCUCAGGUCCUGGUGAUGACAGACUCGGGGUGCCUGUACUGCCACAGUGUGGGAGAGGAGGUCCUACAGUGUGGUGGAGGUGAGUGCUGGGGCUGCGCUGUGUCCCUGUCCCAGCCAGGGGGCGCUGUGGAGGUGUGGGCCGGCCGGGGGAAGGUGCACAGCCUGUGCUGGGGGUCCCGGGAGGCUGGCUCGGAGCUCUUUGUGUCGGGCCCCGAGGGCAGGGUGCAGUGGUGGGGGGCGGGCCAGGCAGAGGGAACCCCGCUCAGGCUGCUCCAGCGAGGCUCCUUCCUCCUGCCUCCCUGCAGGCACCGGUGGCUCACCGGAGUGGCUUUCCUGCCAGGCAGUGGCGACGGCGCGGGCCUGUGGGUGUGUGGGGACCGGCGGGGCUCUGUGCUGCUGUACCGGAACAGGGCCUCGAGGGGAGAGCAGGGAGAGGGAGUCCGCACCAAGGCUGACCCGCAGGAGCCGGUGUCGGUGCUGUUCGGGCUGCACGGCAGGCAGGGGGUGACCUCAGUGACAGUGCAGGGGGGUCUGGUGUACAGCACGGGGCGGGACGGCUGCUACCGAGCCCUGCGUGUGAGGGAGGGGGGCCCCGUCCUGGAGGUUCUGCGGGCACAGAGAGCCUGCCGCGGGAUGGGCUGGAUAGAGAGGGUGCUGUUCCAGGGCGUCGGGGGAGGCGGGGAGCUGGUGCUGGGGUUCCACUCCACGGAUCUGGUGCUGUGGGACUCGGGGAGGAAGGAGAGGCUGCUGUGUGUGCCGUGCGGAGGGGGGCACCGGUCCUGGAGCUACAGCCGUGGCUCUGCUGGAUUCAGCUUCGCCUUCCUAAAGCAGGGGGCUGUCUGCCUGUCCCGGGCCCCUCGUCGCUACGCAGCUCGGUGUUGCUCCCCGGUGGUGAGGCAGGGGCUGCACGGGAGGGAGGUUACCUGCCUGUGCCGCCUGGGUGCCGUGGCAACGCCGGGAGGAGCUGUGGAUAUCCUGGUGACGGGCAGCGAAGACACCACACUCACCGUGCUGGCCGUCCAGCCCUCCCACAGACGGAUCACAGCCCUGACCACCCUCACUGACCACAUCUCCAGUGUGAGGGCACUGGCCACGGCACAGAGAGGCGGACUGACACACGGACACACAGACCAGCUCUCCGCUCUGCUGUUCUCAGCAGGGGGGCGGGCCCAGCUCCAGUGCUACCGGCUGCUGAUUGGCUGGGACAAACAGCGGCAGGGCGUGUCCUGCCAGGCAAUUCACCUGGCCUCUCACCGAUUGGACGAGCACUGGGAGCGAAUGAGGAACCGGCACAAGACUGUGAAGAUGGACCCCGAGACCAGGUACAUGUCUGUGGCAGUGGUGGAUGCUGGGAUGGAUGGUGGGGACGCAGUCUUCCUGGCUGCAGCCUGCAGUGAUGGAGCAGUGAGGUUGUUCUCGCUGUGGGAGGAGCGGCGCAGGCUGGCUCUGCUGGCAGAGUGGUUUCAUCACCAGCGCUGCGUUCUCAAGGUGACCUCGUUCACACACUGGCUGGGGCAGCAGCAGGAGAGCAGGAGAGUGUUUCUGUGCAGCGCUGCGACGGAUGGGAGCAUUGCAUUCUGGGAUAUCACUGAGGCGGUGGAGGGAGGGAGUCUGGAGGAGGAUGGUGGCGCCCCCCAGCGGAAGGGGCUGGGCAGCCCCUUUCUGACUGUGCAGCUGCACCAGAGUGGGGUGAACAGCCUGGAUAUCCUGGAGACGGAGACUCCAGGGCGCUACCUGCUGGCCAGUGGUGGUGAUGACGGCUCCCUGCAGGUGUGCCGCGUGUGUGUGGAGAGCAGCGUCGCCGUGGCGUCGGUGCGGAUCAGCGCUCGCUUCGCAGUCCUCUCUGCUCACGCCGCGCUCCUCACCGGGCUGCGCUUCCUGACCCCUGACCUCCUGGUCUCCGCCUCCGUGGACCAGCGCGUGGCUCUGUGGCGGCUGGGCCGGGCCGGGCUGAGCUGGCAGGGAGCCCGGUUCUGUCACGUGGCUGACGUGGCGGGGCUGGAGGCGUGGCAGAGAGAGGAGGACCGGGACACCUUCCUGGCAGUGUGCGGGCAGGGGCUUCAGAUACUGAGGCUGGGACACAGGGAGAGACUGGGAGAGACUGGAAGAGACUGGGAGAGACUGGGAGAGGGGGCUGGGGGGCACUGUGAGGAGGCUUAGCAAGGACUGCAGGUACCAGGCAAGAUGAGAGGGGAGCCGCUGAACUCGUCUCUGCUUUAUUUCUGUGUGUGCUCUCCAUGCUGAGCCCGGUGUUUAAACUCAUAUGCUGUUCAUGUUUUAAAAUAAAUGCUUACUUAAGAAACAAAGUGUUAUCUGGGGGUGUUAUUGGAAAAGAAAUGUAUCGGCUGCAGUGAGGGGAUCAAGGCACACCAGUCUCUCUCACGGCUGCAGUGAGGGGAUCAAGGCACACCAGUCUCUCUCACGGCUGCAGUGAGGGGAUCAAGGCACACCAGUCUCUCUCACGGCUGCAGUGAGGGGAUCAAGGCACACCAGUCUCUCUCACGGCUGCAGUGAGGGGAUCAAGGCACACCAGUCUCUCUCACGGCUGCAGUGAGGGGAUCAAGGCACACCUGUCUCUCUCACGGCUGCAGUGAGGGGAUCAAGGCACACCUGUCUCUCUCACGGCUGCAGUGAGGGGAUCAAGGCACACCUGUCUCUCUCACGGCUGCAGUGAGGGGAUCAAGGCACACCUGUCUCUGCUCAGUGAGGUUGACAUUUUAAACCAGCAUGCUGUGCAAUAGGGCCUCACUGGCCUGCUAUUGAGUUUCAGGUCUCCACUAAAUCUCAUUAUUUAUUGAAGCAGUGUGAUGGUGUGCUUCAUUGAAUGUAUGAUUGCUCCCUGAACACAGACAGUUAAACCAUUUCAAAUCAUUUCAAUCUGCCUGUGUGUGCUGGAUGAUCCCUGCCUGCCUGUGUGUGCUGGAUGAUCCCUGCCUGUGUGUGCUGGAUGAUCCCUGCCUGUGUGUGCUGGAUGAUCCCUGCCUGUGUGUGCUGGAUGAUCCCUGCCUGCCUGUGUGUGCUGGAUAAUCCCUGCCUGCCUGUGUGUGCUGGAUGAUCCCUGCCUGUGUGUGCUGGAUGAUCCUGGUUAGUGAAGUGGCAGGCUUGCGUGGUUGAUUAAUAUUUCAUGCUGCUGCCAGCUUCCUUUUGUCUGGAUCCUCAGCGAGGGAUGAUUCUCU
This is a messenger RNA of Acipenser ruthenus (sterlet), 5096 nucleotides long. Its product is annotated as WD repeat-containing protein 6-like. Gene Ontology annotation, biological process: tRNA methylation. The coding region runs from base 241 to 4080 and encodes 1279 amino acids. The transcript has 8 exons. The record is from RefSeq and is a predicted model, not a curated record. Gene Ontology annotation, cellular component: cytoplasm. Lineage: Eukaryota; Metazoa; Chordata; Actinopteri; Acipenseriformes; Acipenseridae. Gene Ontology annotation, molecular function: protein binding.